AUGAUGCUUAUUUCUCUUCUUAUCUCGGCCAUCUCUUACGCUAAGAUCUAUUUCCGUCUCCGUCACCAACUGCUUCAUGUACAAGGCCAUGUUCACCAACGACAACAACUUCCUCCCAAUGGCGUAGUACCGACUGCAUUGAAUGUAGCGCGAUACAAGAAAACGGUUUCCUUCAUAGCAUGGGUACAGCUUGGAUUAUUUGCCUGCUACUCUCCUCUUUGUAUUACUUUAGUUUCAUCCCAUUUUGUAGAGUUUUUGGACGAUAAUAUAAUUUACUUUUUCCUUUGUUUACUAUUCUUAAACUCAUCUCUGAACCCCAUUCUUUACUGCUGGAAAAUUAGGGAGGUGAAACAGGCAGUAAAGGACAUAAUUAGACAGUUAAACUGUUGCUGUGAGCUAAAUUGAACCUUUGUGUUAUGAAAAACAAUGUAAAACUCUGUGGGAAAAAAAACGGCUGGACUUAAAUACAAGUUAUAUUCUGACUACUGAAUUGCUACGUGAUCAAGAGAGAAUCUCUGUAUCAAGGUGAUAGUUGUUAUUCCCCUGGUCUACAAAGAGUGGCUCUAUAAGUUGGGUGACAACAUCUUCCUAAAUGAUUUUGAUGUUGUGUUAAGGAAUAUUUGCGGCCACCAUAGGGUGCGACUGAGCCACAGGUUCUCCUACAAUCGACGGGACCAAAAAAGCUAAAACGGAACCUGCACCAACCUGUUUUUUAGUUCAAACAGGUAUAGAUACUGAACACCGCUGUACUCUGUAGUUCACCGGCUACUGAGCAAAGCUGCAAAGCCAACGAGUUUGGGAAAGGAGAACCAGUUGUGGUCUACUACAUGACACUCUAAUCAUAUUUCGUCUUUCCUCCCAGAACAAUUGAAAACUCACCUUCAUCCAACUGGAAACGUAUUAGAGUACAUUGAUACCAGGCAGUUCAAACCUUAUUCACAUAUAAAUAUCACUCGAUAGCGCUGAAACAAUUUGGCAGUGAAGGAAGAACAUUUUAUGAACUAUAAAAUAUAUAUACAAAGAAAGCCUACAUGCACAGCUUUACCUCGGACCCUUUUAAGUAAUGUUUAAAAAACGAGCAGGAGUGGUUUUUGACCCGAUAAAACACGUGCUGCGAGUUUUUUGAACGGCUUCAAAAACAUUCUUGGAAAAGCGUGUGUCAAGAGAGUUCAUAACAAUUAUGCUUUUGUGAACGUUAGAAAUUAGCAUACUUCUGCCAACUGAUCUUGAAUUCGAAGUUUCAGAUGAUGUAUUGUCUAAUAUGCCUUUGCCAGAUUACUGUACUAAUGGAAUAGAGAAUUUUUCCAGAUGUGUAUUUCACAACUGUACUAUUAAUUUGGUGCAAAAGUAAAUUUACUGUGUGAAAUUUGUUGAAAGAACAUUAAAUAUGUUUCCACCAUUUGUUGUGUCAGUUUCUGUGUUGAUAAUUAAUUAAUAUUCAUAAGUCACGUGCAGUGUCUUUAUAUCUGAUAAAACACCGCAUACUAAUAAGGAUGAGGUUUAUUGAUAUUAAGUCACUGCACGUGAUGUAUUAUCUACCAUUUGAUAGGUGAUAAAAUGAGUUUUUGAAAGGUAUAGUAAAUGAAAACUGGGUUGUUUAUUAUAGAUAUUUUUAUUUGACAUUUUUUUUUCUCUUUCGCUUGUGAUGAUCUGGAGGAUUUCUUCCUUUUGACAAAAAUAUUCAAACUUAGAGCAUGUGACAUGAAAAUAAUGUUUAGCGAAGGUUUAUGUAAACUCAAUAAAAGAAUAAAUUUAACAAAUAAUGACACUUCAUCAGCGAUUUUUUCCGUUUUUCUUAGCUAAAAGUUUCCAAACUUCCCUUCUUCAUCGUAAGAUGUUUCUAGGAGAAAAAAGAAACGGCCGUCCGAUUAUUGAUGCCCAUUAAAUUCACCACCGAUCUUUUCGUCUCAUCAAUUAGAAGCUGCACGCUACUUGAACAAGAAAUGAUUGACACAUGUCUAGGCAGAUCGAGCUUGUAUCUCAUGAUAACAUCUCUCAUAAAGAAAAAGCCAUGCUGAAAAUUUCAAAUUAAUGGUCCAAAAGAUAAAAAGUUGUUUACUUGGAAAUGCCGGGUUCUCUGUCGUAGGCGUUUGGUUGCGCUACGUUCUUAAUGUUUCUUGUAUUUAUACUAAUUUUGAUGGACGGGCUGCUGACUUCACUCAGUGUUUUUUUAAGAUAUUUGUCCAUUUAGACUACCAUUUGGUGCGCUGAACGAUAUUGACUGAUUGCUUAGCUUUAUAAAAGCGUGCGCUCUGGCUGGUUGAUACGAUUUAACGAUUUGCCUGUGGGCUGCAUGCUAACGUCAGUUUGAUUUCCUAAACGAAACAAAAGAUGUUGAAAGUCUCAAUGUUAUAAAAGAAAUGGUUAGAGUGCAGCGUGCAACAAGGAGCUGUACACGUCCCAAGGAGGCUCCAUAGGGUUUUUGACCGCGCGAGAUCUGAAUGCAAACAUAGCACGAGCUUUAAACGGUGUCAACAUGCAAAACAAACAUGGCGGCUCGAUGCGAUAGCACGAUUGUUAUCUGAAAAGGUGUACUAAAAACAGUAUAAUACAAUAAAGUCUUUAUGCAAUGAAAUCUAGGGUUUCCAGCAAAAGCACUCGUAAUAUUCUUAGGCCUUCUACGCCUGAAAAGAGGUCAACGGAAAAGAAAACACAGUAGGAAAGAUUGCCAGAAGGCGACAGAUUUAAAAGUCUACGCAUGCCCAGAUACUGAUCUUAGCGAAGCUCUAUACCAUUACGUAAUAUUUUGGACGAAGAAAAUAGGGAUCUUUGGAAUAAGAUUUAUCGCGCUUCCUUGGGUGGAAUUUCCUAAGAUUUUUUGGACCGUUAAACAUAUUCGUGCCCUUCCUAAUGCCUGUUGAUAAAAAAGAGUAAGACCAAAUUUGAGAUAGAGAAAGAAAACACAAAAUUGCAAAUAAGGAGGAAACUACUUUUGUGACCCCUAUUUUUUUCGGCUCAUAAAUGAUCAGCAGGAAAAUCUUCACAAAACUGUGAAAAUUUUGAGAGAUCUCACCGAAGCAAAUUGAAGAAAAUCAAAGGCAAAGCCAAAUUAUAGCUGGCGAGCGCCUCCCUUCGUGGAGCCUCAACUUAAAAACGAAAAUCAUUUUGAUAAUGUUUACUACAGUAAACGAUAGUCCGAACCUGACUCAUUGCCUUUUGAUGGCUUUUAGUGACCUUGAAAAGCGAAAACAUCGAAAUUUUCUAGAAAAACAUAACGCUGACGCGCGCGCCAACAUUGAGCAAAAACCUUAUGAAGCCUCCUUAAACUUCCUUGGAAAAGUGUUGCUCUGAAAGUGUCGAAAAAGAUCGUUAAUGUUUUUUUUUUCGCCACUUUCGUCAUAAAAUAUUUUUUAUAAAUAAUUGCUUACACUGAUAAGCACUGCUUAUAAAGAACAAAUUAAUUUGAAUUGGCAAGAUAUAAAAUGAAGCGGGCGUCAGUUCUAUUUUCUUUUGGGCAACGUUCUAAUUCUUCUUGCUCCGCACGAAAUGACCUCGAUUUAUCCUCUAACGCUAUUUCCGUCAUAAAAUAUUUUUUAUAAAUAAUUGCUUACACUGAGAAGCACCGAUUAUAAAGAACAAAUUAAUUUGAAUCUACAAGAUAUAAAACGAACCGGGCGUCAGUUUUAUUUUCCAAAUGUUCACCAGGUGAAGAAGUUUCAUCAGUUAAACUUACUAAUGAGUCGCAUUAAUUGCCAAAAAAAUUUAUUUGUUAUCUCAAAAAUAAACUAAGCAACCAUUCAAAAUUUUGACUAAUAGCAGAUGUUAAGUAGAGCCAUUUGCAAUUACGCUUAGCCCAUAAGAGCACCUACAGGCGCCAUACAAAUUGACUUAUUUACGACAUUUACGCAACAAACAAACCGAUCAACACGACUAAACUUUACCGAUGGAUUGCAGCUAGCCAAUCACUACCCACUUACGCUACUUGAGUUUCUCAGGCAAAAUAAACCAAUCACUUUACACAAAUUGGACUUAUUACACUGGACUUACAACCAGCAGGAACAUUUACAGUGGUCAACAUCUCCCUUACCGACAAAAAUAUUCUCUGCUGCCGUAAGAGAAAUGCUCAACACAACCGAUGACUAUACAAACUUCUCAUUUGAAGUAGGUCAUCUGUCAGGUGGGAGAUUUGGAAUGUCUAUGGCAUUUACAUUCUUGAACGUUGUUUUGUCUAUGACUGCGUCAUUGGGCAACGUUCUAAUCCUUCUUGCUCUACACAAAGUGACUUCGAUUUAUCCUCCAACGAAACUUUUGUUUCAAUGUUUGGCAGUCACCGAUCUUUUUGUUGGAGUGAUAACACAACCACUGUUUACAGUGACGCUUCUUCGCGAAGAAAUAAUGUACUUCAGCGAAAAACUCUUUGAAAUCACUUAUUUUAUACGAGAAGUAUCUAGUUUUUUUCUUUGUGGAGUCUCCGUCUUGACAUCAACAGCAAUAAGUGUGGACAGCGCUGUCGAUGGGUCUGAGAUACAAACGGGUUGUUACAUUAAGGCGGGUGCAAGCGCUCAUUAUCUUCCUUUGGCUUCUAGUUGGUGCUUUAGUUGGAUUCGGCCUCAUUUUAUUUGUUUUGUUUCUUGGACAGGCUGUUUUGAUUCUUAUUUCUCUUAUUAUCUCGGUCAUUGUUUACGCCAAUAUCUUUUUCCGUCUCCGCCUCAACUGCUUCAUGUACAGGGCCAUGUUCACCACCAACAACUGUCUCCCAACGGUGUUUUACCGACUCAAUUGAAUGUAGUACGAUACAAGAAAACAGUUUCUGCUAUAUGA
Messenger RNA from Pocillopora meandrina, 4761 nucleotides. Lineage: Eukaryota; Metazoa; Cnidaria; Anthozoa; Scleractinia; Pocilloporidae. The record is from the annotation of a GenBank genome assembly.